Messenger RNA from Gigantopelta aegis, 2132 nucleotides. RefSeq names its product eukaryotic translation initiation factor 3 subunit D-like. The transcript is spliced from 14 exons. Bases 35 to 1696 code for a protein of 553 amino acids. The record is from RefSeq and is a predicted model, not a curated record. Lineage: Eukaryota; Metazoa; Mollusca; Gastropoda; Neomphalida; Peltospiridae. Gene Ontology annotation, molecular function: translation initiation factor activity. Gene Ontology annotation, cellular component: eukaryotic translation initiation factor 3 complex; cytoplasm. Gene Ontology annotation, biological process: translational initiation.
UAUUUCCGGUACAAGUAGCACGUUGUUCGGAAAUAUGGCCCAUUUUGAUCCUCCACAAAUUCAAGAAAAUCCCAAUGGAUGGGGUCCUUGCCAAGUUCCAGAGAAGUUUAAGGAUAUGCCUUAUCAACCAUUUUCAAAAGACGUUAGGUUGGGAAAGGUUUCUGAUUGGACUGGAGGAACAUACCAAGAUAAAAGAUAUUUAGGAAAGUACAACUCUGCAUUUGGUGGUGGCAGUCAGUAUGCAUAUUACCAUGAGGAAGACGAAACCACGUUCCAGUUGGUGGACAGCUCCAAAAUACAGCGACCGAUGUACCAGCGAGGCCGCAGACUUUUCCAGCAGAACAAGCAGCGCCGUGAGCGUGAGCGUCGCCAGCAGAAUCAGGCCAGCAUGCAGGUGUUGUCCAAGACGCAGAAGAACCGAGAACGUGAUCGUCAGAGGUUGUUGAAGAAAUGGCAGAAGCAGUUUGGUAAACAGAUGCAAGAAAAUCGACAAAAGGUUCCUCUCAAACACCGAGACGCCUCUGUGCAGAUUAAGGAUGACUGGAAGGUUGUGGAAGAAAUGGAUUUUCCCCGUUUGACCAAACUCAAUCUGCCACAGAUAGAGGAGAGCAAAGAUCUCGUGAAAUGCGGUGCUAUGGAAUACUACGACAAAAAAUACGACCGAGUUACAACUAAGAAUGAAAAGAAGCUGAAGCGCAUCAACCGCAUCUUUCACAAAGUCACCACCACCGACGACCCCAUAAUACGACAGCUGGCUAAAACCCAAGGAAACGUGUUCGCGACAGAUGCGAUUCUGGCAACGUUGAUGUGUUGUACGCGGUCCACCUACUCAUGGGAUGUGAUUGUACAGCGAGUGGGAAACAAACUUUUCUUUGACAAGCGAGACGACUCGGAGUUUGACCUGCUCACUGUCAGCGAGACGGCCACGGAACCCCCCCAGGAGGAGGGUAACAGCAUCAACUCCCCCCACAACCUGGCGCUAGAGGCCACCUUCAUAAACCACAACAUCUCACAGCAAGUCCUUAGAAUGGGAGAAGACAAAUAUGAAUUUGAGAAGAAGAACCCUUUUAUAGUCUCGGAUACAGAUGCAGAAGUCGCUUCUGUGGGAUACAGGUAUCGGAAGUGGCAGCUUGGAAAUGACAUUACCUUGAUAGCCCGGUGUGAACACGAUGCCAUAAUGUAUGGACCAAACGGAGAACUGCAGUAUAUAAACGUUAAAUCUCUCAACGAAUGGGAUUCUCGGUUUUCUGGUGGUGUGGACUGGAGAAGUCGCCUUGACAAUCAGCGAGGUGCUGUUCUGGCGACGGAGUUGAAAAACAACAGUUGUAAGUUGGCCAAGUGGACAGUGUGUGCUUUGCUGGCUGGUUCAGAUCAGCUCAAAUUUGGUUACGUAUCUCGAGUUCAAUACAAGGACUCAGCUAAGCACGUUAUUCUGGGCACUCAGCAGUUUAAGCCUAUUGAGUUUGCGAGCCAGAUCAACCUGAAUAUGGACAACGCCUGGGGCGUUCUCCGCUGUAUCAUUGACACGUGCAUGAAGCUGAAGGAAGGGAAAUAUCUUAUAAUGAAAGACCCUAAUAAGCCUGUUGUUCGUAUUUACGAUAUUCCUGACAACACGUUUGAGUCUGACGAGGAAGAGGAUGACUCCUCAUCGGAGGACGAUGAGGACAGUGAAUCUGAAGAUGAAUUGGACAAGUGAUGCUGUGAGGGUGGAUGGUGGUGUGUUACAUCAUGGUUACACCAGCUACAUCAUUGUUACACCAGCUACAUCAUGGUUACACAUGUUAUGGCAUGACUACAACCAUCUCAGAAUGGUCUGUUUAAGUUACAAUGGUUUUAGUUUCAACUGAUACAUCUACGGACUGAUCAUGGAAUGUAAAAUGUGCUGAAAAUAUUCUUAUUGUAUUGACUGAUACAUGCUAAAAUAUUCUUUCAUUAACUUUCUUUCUAUAUUUUAAUUAAAUUAAUUAGAUAAAAAAGGUGACAUUAUUUGUGGUGUUUGGUAUGGUUCAUACUGAAGGUCAUUAUGACCUUCUUGUCUUGUGCUGACUGAAGACAUUAUAAUUGAUUUUUAAAUCAAAAUUAAUUAAUUGAGAUUUGCCAGUGAUUAUGGGAAAUAAAAUAUUCUUAUUCCC